AUGAUUAUCAUCAGAGACGACUUGGAGGAAAUUGAAAGGUUGAAAACAAACUUGGCUUCCGAAUUUGAAAUGAUGAACUUGGGAUAUCUGAAGUAUUUUUUGGGAAUUGAAGUAAAGAGAUCAAGUCAAGGUAUCUUCAUCAAUCCGAAGAAGUAUAUCCUAGAUCUUCUGGCAGAAACAAGAUUGAUGGAUUGCAAGCGUGCUGAUACACCCAUUGCAGUAAAUCACGGCUUGCAAAUCAUAAAGGGAACAUCAUUGGCAGAUCGUGGAAAAUAUCAAUGUCUAGUCGGGAAGUUAAUUUACUUAUCAUAUACUAGACCAGAUAUUGCUUAUGCGGUUAGUGUAGUAAGUCAGUUUAUGCAUCAUCCCCAAAACGACCACGUGGAAGCAGCACUGAGGAUUGUGAAGUAUCUAAAAGGUACUUUUGAUCAUGGAGUUAUGUUCAAAAGAAACAACCAUUUAGAAAUUCACGGUUACACAGACGCAGAUUGGGCUGGAAAUCCCGCCGACAGAAGAUCUACUGUCGGAUACCUCACAUUCAUUGGUGGAAAUUUAGUUUCAUGGAAAAGUAAGAAACAAAAGGUGGUGGCGCUCUCAAGUGCAGAAGCCGAAUUCAAAGGAAUUAGAAGUGGUUUGACCGAAAGAUCAACUGACAGAUAUUUUAACCAAGGCUGUGGGCACAAAGAAUUUCCGAGAAGUCCUUGA
Messenger RNA from Salvia splendens (bonfire salvia), 705 nucleotides. Its product is annotated as secreted RxLR effector protein 161-like. The record is from RefSeq and is a predicted model, not a curated record. The transcript has 2 exons. Bases 1 to 705 code for a protein of 234 amino acids. Lineage: Eukaryota; Viridiplantae; Streptophyta; Magnoliopsida; Lamiales; Lamiaceae.